Molecule: messenger RNA, 1004 nt
Organism: Amaranthus tricolor (Joseph's coat)
Lineage: Eukaryota; Viridiplantae; Streptophyta; Magnoliopsida; Caryophyllales; Amaranthaceae
Product: peptide methionine sulfoxide reductase B5-like
Exons: 3
Coding region: 105-752 (215 amino acids)
Biological process (GO): response to oxidative stress; protein repair
Molecular function (GO): peptide-methionine (R)-S-oxide reductase activity
Source: RefSeq, a predicted model, not a curated record
UCCAUAGAUCUUGGAACUUGGAAAUAUACCUUCUAACACAACAAAUAUGGCAAGUAAGAAUAAAUCAUCCCUCAAAAAUAUUGCAUUCUAGAAAGACCAAGAAAAUGGGCUUUAACAUUCUCAAAAUCCCACCCUUUUCAUCAUCCAUAACCACCACCACUAAAAAUUUGAUUCCCAAAAAUUGUUCUUCUUACCCCAACAAUCCCAUAAAAUAUUCAAUACCCACUUCCUUAACUGCAUCAAAGUUUCAAUCUUUAGGAUCAAAGUCAUAUAAUCUCCCUUUUUUGUCAACUGGGUCUUGUGGGAAAUUGCAUCAAUUAAACAAAAGAAAUUUGAAUUUGUCAACCAUGGCUGCAACACCUGGUUCAGUGCAGAAAUCAGAGGAAGAAUGGAGGGCAAUUCUCUCUCCUGAGCAAUUCAGGAUUCUCAGGGAGAAAGGAACUGAAUACCCAGGAACAGGAGAAUAUAACAAAUUUUUUGAGGACGGAAUCUACAAUUGUGCAGGAUGCAAUACUCCUCUCUAUAGAUCAACAACAAAAUUCAACUCUGGUUGUGGAUGGCCAGCUUUCUAUGAGGGACUUCCCGGAGCAAUUAGCCGCACUCCCGACCCUGAUGGAAGGAGGGUUGAGAUCACAUGCACAGCCUGUGGCGGACAUCUUGGUCACGUCUUCAAAGGUGAAGGAUUUCCAACGCCUACCGAUGAACGCCAUUGUGUUAACAGCAUUUCGAUAAAGUUUGUUCCUCCUCAGUGAUUAUAUGGCCUAUUUAAUCAGUCUUGAAUAAGUGUACUGUUACUCUUGUCUUUGUGUUUUUUUAGUCAAGAAUUCUCUAUGUUUUGAUUUAGAGGGAUCACAUUGUGUAUAUUGUGAUUUGUGUUUGUAACUUCAUGCGACUCGUUUAACAACUGUGUACUGCUUCUGUUUGGAAUGAUCGAUCAUCGACUAUCUGGAGCCUGGAGGGUUUACUGUUUCUCGAUGAUCUAAUCUAAUGACUUUUAUGAUUUA